UGUACAACAAUUGCCCAUCUGAUUCCGGUUUGAGCUUUUCGCCGGCAACGCACAGACACACGCAGCUUGUACAUGUUUGGGGCAGCCUAUGGGGCAGUACUUCGUUGAGGUUCUUGCGCACCAGUGAAUCUCAAACGGAGCAAUGUUGGCUAGUUUUAAACCUGGGACACAAGAAUAGACGUUAUCAUUUUUUCCAAUAGUUUAUCAAGUGAUGGACGCGAGCAGACGCAUUUUUUAAAAUUAGAUAACAGUUACAUAAAAUACCUCCAAAAUGGACAUCUAUUCAUCCAAAUUAUCACCUGCUGUUGACAUCGGUGCUGGAAUAUUUCUUUUUAUCAUAGCUGUGCUGUCCUUCGUGGGGAACCUGUUGGUCCUCAUCAUGGCCUUCAGGAGGUCGUCCAGUAUGAAACCACCGGAGAUGCUGAGUGUCAACCUGGCGGUGACAGACUUGGGGGCCGCUGUCACCAUGUACCCCCUGGCGGUGGCCUCGGCCUGGAACCACCACUGGCUGGGGAGCGAUGCCAGCUGUGUCUACUACGCCUUCAUGGGCUUCUUCUUUGGCACAGCCAGCGCCAUGACCCUGACGGUGAUGGCCAUGGUGCGCUUCAUGGUGUCCCUCAGCCUGCAGUCUCCUAAGGAGAAGAUCAGUCAGAGGAACGUAAAGCUACUGUGUCUGUGGUGCUGGCUGUACGCCCUGCUCUGGGCCCUCCUGCCCUUGCUAGGCUGGGGGAAAUACGGACCCGAGCCCUUUGGUCUGUCCUGCACCCUGUCCUGGUUGGAGAUGAAAGCCCAGGGCUUCUCCUUCAUCAUCGCUAUUUUUAUCUGCAACCUGCUGCUCCCCUCCAUUGUCAUCACAGGCUGCUACUCUGUCAUAGCCCUCAAGCUUUACAUCACCUACAAAUCCAUCAACAACAUCAACCAGGUCCCCAACAUUGUGAAGAUGAACAGAAGACUCAUGUUGAUUGCUGUGCUGAUCAGUGCUGGAUUCAUCGGCUGCUGGACACCCUAUGGGGUUGUCAACCUCUGGUCCGUUUUUAACAACGGUUCGUCCAUCUCUCCGGGCCUGUCCAUGUUGCCCUGCCUGUUUGCCAAGACCUCCACAGUCUACAACCCCUUCAUCUACUACACCUUCAGCAAGAGCUUCAAGAAGGAGGUGAAGCAGCUGUGCUUCACCUCGGUCUGUGCUGCGGUCUGUGGGCGCUACAACGCCUGCAACGUCUCACAGGGUCACGUGACCCACGGGGUCUACACGGGGUGUGAGAUGUCCAAGGUGCCCGACGAGAGCAUAAGGAUGUGUACCAGGGACACCAGACACAUACCCGAACUCCACGAACUGUCAGCAGCAACCGUCUCUCCGCUCGCCUAGCAGUGAGUCACACACCCGUGUGUGUCAGUGGAGGUAUUGAUUUCUGGGCUGACGACAACGGCAACUUGUGCUUUAUUUAACGUGAGUGGUGCUGUGUGCAUAAGGAGGCUAUAGCACCAGGAGGAAGCAUGGACAUUCAUUUAUCACUCAUGCCAUGAACUGAGAUGACGAAUCAAUACCUUUAUAAGUACCACUGGUGUGUACAGUGUAGAGAGCGGUAUUAUUGUCUGACCCUUCACGGAUGGUUGAAUAAGAAAGGACACAACUGUGUCAUUCUUAGUCGAUCAGACACAGGACUGACAGCUGAUGAACACUGAGAGUUGAGUACAGGAACCAGGAACGUGAAAAUAAACAAAGGCUGCUGUGAAAAAAUAAUCCUUCUAUGGGAUUACAAUUUCAGGUGAAAGGUAAACUUUGAUGUUUGACAACUAUCUUGACUUUGAAUCGUGAUUUGUGUGUAGUUGUGUAGAUGUUUUUGGUUUGGAUGUGACGAUUCUCCAAAUCUAGUGUCCAGACAAAAGUAUGAUGUUUGUCCGAACCAUAUUAAGUGUAAACACAU
This is a messenger RNA of Osmerus eperlanus (European smelt), 1925 nucleotides long. RefSeq names its product opsin 8, group member b (gene opn8b). Gene Ontology annotation, molecular function: G protein-coupled photoreceptor activity. Gene Ontology annotation, biological process: cellular response to light stimulus; G protein-coupled receptor signaling pathway; visual perception. Lineage: Eukaryota; Metazoa; Chordata; Actinopteri; Osmeriformes; Osmeridae. The transcript has 4 exons. The coding region runs from base 272 to 1366 and encodes 364 amino acids. The record is from RefSeq and is a predicted model, not a curated record. Gene Ontology annotation, cellular component: plasma membrane.